Molecule: messenger RNA, 3501 nt
Organism: Eupeodes corollae
Lineage: Eukaryota; Metazoa; Arthropoda; Insecta; Diptera; Syrphidae
Exons: 2
Coding region: 1-3501 (1166 amino acids)
Molecular function (GO): nucleic acid binding; zinc ion binding
Source: RefSeq, a predicted model, not a curated record
AUGACAACAGACAAUAAAACUUUAUCUAGCAUUGCUAGUAAAAUGAGUGUUGGAAAUUUCCGUGGAAAUAUUGAUCCAUUUAUAAUCGAUAAAGACGAUUUUGAACAAUAUGCAGAUCGAUUAAAGCAUAUUUUUGUAUUAAAUGCUAUUGGCGAAUCUGUGGCAGAGGAGAAGCAAAAAGUGUCAAUUUUUGUGUCUUUUGUGGGAGCUGAUUUAUACAAAAUCCUCCGGACAUUGAUUGCCCCAAAAUCAGAAUGGGAUUUCUCCUAUGACGAGCUAAUUAAAAUAAUGAAGCAGUACUUUAAACCAAAAUUGAACGUGAGAGCCGAGCGUUUCAAAUUCAUGUCUCGGAGACUAAAAGAUGGUGAAACUUUGCAAGACUUUGUAGUGGAGCUGAAGUCUAUUGCCGAAAACUGCGAAUAUGGUGCCUUUUUGGAUCAGGCACUGUCUGACAAGUUCAUUUGGUCUCAAAGAAGUUCCGAUAUCCAGCGAAAACUUCUCAAUGAACCAUUAAAUAAAACAUUUAAUGAAAUAUUUGAGUCUGCACAAACAAUGGAAUCAACUCAGAAGGAUGUGAAAGAUAUUCAGUCGACUCUUCCGUCUAUGAAUAUACAUGGUGACCAGAAUUGGAUUGGGAGAAGCAAAUUUAGAAUGGGAAAUUCUAACCAUCGACGCAUCGCCUCGAGAAGCAAAGCAAGAAACCACGAUCAAGAUGGUAAUCGUGCAUCAUCACGACCAAGAAGGUCCAACGAGAAAGUCACGUGCUUUCGAUGUCAAAAAGAAGGGCAUUACGCAUAUGACUGUGGUAACAAUAGAGUAAGGCAUUCAAAUACUAACAAUAGAUAUAGAAAUAAAAAUUAUAAAAAAGUCAAUCACGUUGAUGGUGAACAACAAAUGUUAUCGAAUUUAACUUUAGGUAAUGUUACAAUAAAUUCCUUAAGUUCCGAAUAUUUAGAACCACUUAUUAUUUCAUUAAAAGUAAACAAUAUUAAUAUAAAUAUGGAGGUUGAUUCUGGUGCCUGUCUUUCUAUACUCUCUGAACGCAUGUACUUGAAGUUGUUUAAAAAUUGCAGAUUAAAGCCCUUUGAUAAAACUCUUAAUGUCAUUACAGGUGAAAAUGUUGUUGUUGUUGGAGCUGUUGAGGUUGCUGUAAAUGGUUUGUGUGAUGAUAAAAUAUACUGCCUGGAUUUGGUUGUGGUUAGAACCGAGAAGGAUUUUACUCCUCUUUUGGGUAGAAAUUGGCUAAACACCCUUUUUACAAAAUGGAGGAAUCAUUUUAAGGUAAAUAGCAUUAGUCCAUCUCGUGAUGAGGUCAAAAACGAAAUUUUGAAAGCUUUUCCACAAGUUUUCGAUAACAAUUAUUAUGGAAUAAUUAGGGAUCACGUUGCAGAGAUUGUGCUUGAUGUUAAUGCAUCACCUAUUUUUCAUAAACCAUAUACGGUUCCAUAUGGAUUACGUGAAAAGGUUGAGAAAGAGCUGGGAAGGCUUGUGGAAGUAGGCAUCUUGAAACCAGUUAGGUUCAGCGAGUGGGCCACACCAAUUGUGGUUGUAGAAAAAAAAGAUGGAACCAUACGAAUCUGUAUGGAUUGUAAGUCGACCAUAAACAGGUAUGUUAGGGCUGAUCAUUACCCGAUUCCGCGAAUCGACGACAUAUUGUCUUGUUUUGGAGGUUGUUCCUUCUUUUGCAUACUUGAUUUAGCUGGGGCGUUCCAGCAAGUUGCACUAUCAGAACAGUCGCAAAAGUAUGUUACAAUCAACACUGAUAAGGGUUUGUUUCAAUACACUAGGCUUCCAUUUGGAAUUAAAAGUGCACCCUCCAUUUUUCAGUGUGUGAUAGAUGACAUUUUAAAAGGUCUGAAAUAUGUGAGAGGGUAUAUCGAUGACAUCAUCAUAGGUGGUAGCACGCUAGAUGAUUGUAAGGCAAAUCUGAUUGAGGUUUUACGAAGGUUCAAUCAGUUAAACGUUAAAGUGCGUAUCGACAAGUGUCAAUUUUUUAAAUCAUCGGUCGAGUAUCUGGGCCAUGAGAUUAAUGGCGAUGGAAUUCAUCCAAAGGCUAAUAUGAUGAAGGCAAUAGUCAACGCUCCUGCUCCCGUUGAUGUUUCUUCGUUAAAAGCAUACUUGGGUUUGUUAAAUUUUUAUAAUAAAUUCAUUCCGAAUCUUUCUGCUCGAUUAGCACCCUUGUAUGAUCUCUUAAAGAAAGAGAAAUCUUUUGAUUGGAAUCAAGAUUGCGAAAAGGUUUUUAACGAGAGUAAAUGUUGGUUAUAUGAUAAUAAUAUGUUAGUGCACUACUCCCCAGAUAAAGCUCUCGGUAUUGUUUGUGACGCCAGCUCAUAUGGUGUUGGUGGGGUAUUAUUUCACAUAGAGAAAAAUGGUGAAGAACGUCCUAUAAUGUUCGUGUCUAGCACUUUAUCGAAUGCUGAGAAAAAUUAUUCUCAAAUAGAGCGUGAAGCUCUCGCGGUGAUUUUCAGUGUGAAACGUUUUCACAAAUAUAUAUACGGGCGUAAAAUUACAAUUUAUAGUGACCAUAAGCCCCUUGAGAACAUUUUUGGUGACAAAAAGAAUAAUGCCAUAGCUGCCGCAAGAUUGCAACGAUGGGCUCUGAUACUAUCACAGUACGAUUAUAAGAUAGUUUAUAGAAAAGGAAGCGCUAUGAAUAACGCUGAUGCUUUAUCACGUUUGCCCUUGAGCGAGCCAACUGAUGUGUCUAGUUGCAUGAUAAAUUUUUUUAAUAUAGCGGGUAAUUUACCCUUGAAUGCAAAUGACAUUGCAAAAGAAACAUCGAAAGACGAUACUUUGAGCAAAGUUAUUUCUUUUAUGAAUUCAGAAUGGCCAGCUUAUUUUGAAAAUAAAUUGUUGCAAAAACUAAGUAGUAGAAAAUUAGAAUUUUCUAUUUCGGAUGAGGGAUGUUUAUUGUUAGGUUGUCGAGUAGUUAUUCCAAAUUCAUUGAAAGGAAAAAUGCUAGAACUCUUACAUGAAGGACACUUGGGUGUUGUCCGCAUGAAAGAGCUCUCCCGAGGUACAAUGUGGUGGUUAAAUUUAGAUCGUGACAUUGAGCACUAUGUCCGAACGUGUGAUGCGUGUCAGCAGGAAAUUGACGAUCUAAGAUUAUUAAUUCAAUCUUCCGUGUCGUCGCUUCUUGAUGAUAAACUGAAAAACAUGUCAACGAAGGCGGACAUGGAGGGUAUUAGCACUGAAUUGUAUCAGCUUCAACAAAGUAACAAAUCGCUGCAAAACAGCUGGAAAACUGAGGACACGAUAUUCGACCUUGGAUCAGCAGGUGGAGAUGCUCGAAAAAAAAAGUCCAAGGAGCAGAAUGUAAUUGUUCACUUGCCAAAACAAAAUGGUGUUAGCGCCAUUGAAAAAACGAAAUCUCUUUGUCUUGAAAUGUUACGGGCUGAUAAAGUUGACAAAAUCCGAAGUGUACGCGAGCACCACUCGAAUGGAAAUGUUGCAAAUAUUAUUGACGAGUUGCAAGACAGAAAUGAUACAAUUAAAUUGUAA